GUUUUGUAGACGUCGUACUGACUGAUGUAUUUGUGACGUGGAUGCUCUUCUGUAGUAAUAGUCGUCUGUUGGAAACAUUGUAUUGCUAUGAGUUGGUUAAUUUAUUUGAUGUUUGAAAAUGUUACAUGAAAAUGUGAAAUGUUACAUGCUGUUUUAGAUUAAUUAUUAGUGCUCAUUUAUUGGUCAUUUUAUACUGCUUAUGAACAGAUAACUUUAAAAUGCUUACUAAAUUUGAAACGAAAUCGGCUCGUGUAAAGGGUCUUUCUUUCCACCCUAAAAGACCAUGGGUUUUGUCAAGUUUGCAUAAUGGUGUUAUACAGUUAUGGGACUACCGUAUGUGUACAUUACUGGACAAGUUCGAUGAACAUGAUGGACCAGUGAGAGGUAUAUGUUUUCAUAACCAGCAACCCAUAUUUGUAUCAGGAGGAGAUGACUACAAAAUCAAGGUAUGGAACUAUAAGCAACGAAGGUGCAUUUUUACACUUCUGGGUCACUUAGAUUAUAUUCGUACAACUGUGUUUCAUCAUGAAUAUCCAUGGAUUCUUAGCGCAUCUGAUGACCAAACAAUCCGUAUUUGGAAUUGGCAAAGUCGCACUUGUAUCUGUGUCUUAACUGGCCAUAAUCAUUAUGUCAUGUGUGCACAAUUUCAUCCUACAGAUGACAUUGUGGUGUCUGCGUCUCUAGAUCAGACUGUAAGGGUAUGGGAUAUCUCUGGCUUAAGAAAGAAGAAUGUAGCUCCAGGACCUGGUGGUCUUGAUGAACAUUUGAAAAAUCCUUCGGCAACAGAUUUAUUUGGUCAGGCAGAUGCUGUUGUAAAACAUGUUCUUGAAGGUCAUGAUCGUGGUGUUAAUUGGGCUUGUUUUCACCCAACUCUACCCUUGAUAGUUUCAGGUGCUGAUGAUAGGCAGAUAAAACUGUGGCGAAUGAAUGAAGCAAAAGCUUGGGAAGUUGAUACCUGCAGAGGGCACUAUAACAAUGUAUCUUGUGUCCUUUUCCAUCCACGUCAAGAAUUAAUUUUGUCCAACAGUGAAGACAAAAGCAUCAGAGUCUGGGACAUGACUAAAAGAACUUGUUUACAUACGUUCCGAAGGGAACAUGAACGAUUUUGGGUCCUAGCUGCUCAUCCAACCCUUAAUCUCUUUGCUGCAGGUCAUGAUUCUGGUAUGGUUAUUUUCAAAUUGGAAAGAGAACGCCCAGCUUAUGCAGUUCAUGCUAACAUGCUUCUUUACAUCAAAGAUAGAUUUCUACGUAAACUUGACUUUACUACAAGUAAGGAUAUGCCCAUAAUGCAAUUACGAGGUGGAGGGAAAACUCCAGUUUACAGCAUUGGAUAUAACAUGGCUGAGAGUGCACUUCUGGUUUGUUGUCGAAAUAGCAAUGUUGAUAAUUCAACCUAUGACUUGUAUAGCGUUCCAAGAGAACACACUGAUGGUCAUACUGUUGAAACAGCAGAGAGUAAACGGUCUACAGGUGUUACUGCAAUUUGGGUAGCUAGAAACAGAUUUGCAGUUCUUGAUAGAAGUCACUCAUUAGUUAUCAAAAACUUGAAAAAUGAAGUAACAAAGAAAGUAGAUCAGCCUUCCUGUGAUGAAAUUUUUUAUGCUGGUACAGGUAUGCUACUUCUGAGAGAUCCAGAUAAUGUCACACUGUUUGAUGUUCAACAAAAGAGAACCUUGGCUCAAGUAAAAAUUUCAAAGUGCCGUUAUGUUGUUUGGUCAUCGGACAUGAGUAAUGUAGCUUUGCUAGCCAAACACACCGUUAUUAUUUGCAAUAGAAAAAUGGAGGGUCUUUGCUCAAUUCAUGAAAAUACCCGAGUCAAGUCUGGAGCUUGGGAUGAGUCUGGCGUAUUUAUCUAUACUACAAGUAAUCAUAUUAAGUAUGCAAUUUGCAAUGGAGAUCAUGGAAUUAUUCGUACUCUAGACCUUCCCAUAUAUAUCACCAAGGUAAAGGGAAAUCAAGUCUUUUGCUUAGAUCGUGAAUGCCGUCCAAUGGUUCUCAGUAUUGACCCAACUGAGUAUCGCUUUAAAUUAGCCCUCAUCAAUAGGAAAUAUGACGAAGUUCUACAUAUGGUCCGUAAUGCACGUUUGGUUGGCCAAUCUAUUAUUGCAUAUUUACAGCAAAAAGGCUAUCCUGAAGUUGCAUUACAUUUUGUCAAGGAUGAUAAGACAAGGUUUGCUUUAGCUUUGGAGUGUGGUAACAUUGAAGUUGCUUUAGAAUCGGCUCGUGCUCUAGAAGACAAAAACUGUUGGGAACGACUUGGACAAGCUGCUCUGAUGCAAGGAAACCAUCAAGUUGUGGAAAUGUGCUAUCAAAGAACAAAGAAUUUUGACAAGCUCACAUUUUUGUAUUUGAUAACUGGAAACUUAGACAAACUGCGGAAAAUGACAAAAAUUGCAGAAAUUCGCAAAGAUCUCUCAGGUCAGUAUCAAGGAGCACUUCUGUUAGGUGAUGUAGCUGAACGAAUAAAAAUUUUGAAGAAUUGUGGUCAAAACUCAUUAGCUUAUUUGACUGCAGCAACACAUGGGAUGGAUGAAGAAAUGAAUGCCUUAAAAAGUGUUUGUGAUGGUAACCUUCCUCAGGUUCCACAAAAUGCCCGAUUGCUAAAGCCACCUAUACCUAUUGCUCAAGCUGAAACCAACUGGCCAUUGCUAACGGUAUCUAAGGGAUUCUUUGAGGGUGCAAUAAUGGGAGUAGGGAAAGGGAGUGCUGCUCUUGCAAGUACAGCUCUAGCUGCUGAUGAUGCAGGUGGUGAGGGUUGGGGAGAAGAUGCAGAAUUGGGAAUGGAUGAUAGAAUGCCUGGUGAUGAAGACCCAGAAGAAGUUGCUGCAUCUGCCCCUGAGGAAGGUGGAGGCUGGGAUGUAGGUGAUGAAGAUGUUGAACUACCACCCGACCUUGCAGGAAGUUCUCCAUCUGUAGAAGAAGGCUACUUUGUGGCUCCCACUAUUGGAGUGUCCCAAAGCAAAGUUUGGGCAACCAACUCGCAACUACCUAUCGACCACGUUAUGGCAGGUAGUUUUGAAACAGCUUUCCGUCUUUUGCAUGACCAAGUGGGAGUCACAGAGUUUUCACAGUUCCAACAUCUGUUCAUGGCUGCAUUCAGUCAGUCUCGAACCAGUUAUUCAUGUCUACCUAGUUGUCCUUCACAGUUUGCCUAUCCUCAUCGUAACUGGAAAGAGGCAGGUCCUAAAGGAGGUCAUCCUGCAGUUUGGAUUAAGUUAAGUGACUUGGUAGUUCGUUUGCAGCAAUGUUAUCAACUUACUACUGCAGGAAAAUUUUCCGAAGCUAUAGAAAAACUCAGAAGCCUUCUUUUGAGCAUUCCUCUCCUUGUUGUAGACACUAGACAAGACAUCGCUGAAGCUCAACAGCUUUUGCAAAUAUGUAGAGAGUACAUAUUGGGGUUACAAAUGGAGACUACUCGUAAAGAACUGCCCAAGAAUACACUUGAAGAGCAGAAGAAAGUUUGUGAACUGGCUGCUUACUUCACACAUUGCAAUCUUCAACCGGUCCAUCAGAUUUUGACUCUUCGCACAGCCAUCAAUCUCUUCUUCAAGCUAAAGAACUACAAAUCAGCAGCAUCAUUUGCACGCCGGCUUUUGGAACUUGGGCCACGUCCAGAAGUAGCUGCACAGGCUCGUAAGAUGUUGCAAGCUUGUGACAAGAAUCUAGUUGACGAGCACUCUCUUGCCUAUGAUGAACAUAACCCCUUCAGCAUCUGUGGAAAAAGCUACAGUCCAAUUUACCGAGGGAAACCAGAGGAGAAAUGUCCACUUUGUGGUGCUUCAUUCCAGCCUCAAUACAAGGGCAACGUUUGUAACGUCUGUGGUGUAGCAGAGAUUGGCCGAGACGUCAUGGGGCUGAGAAUCAGCCCUUUGCAGUUCAGAUAAGUUCAUAAGUGUUUAUUAUAUAUUCAAUUUACUUGUGUCUAACUUAUUUUCUGAAUCUAUGUUUGUUUUUUGGAGUUUAUGGAAGAGUAUAUUUUAUUUGUCGCAGUUAUUGUAGGCUAAUACAUAUUGGACAGUAUUUUUUACACCUGAUUGGUUGAUUGGUCAUUUUUAUGGAAUAAUUUGAUCAGUCACAAAACUAGCAUUCUCAUUUUUAAAUAUAUUUUAUUAGUUAUAUAUAAUUAUUGCCCUGUAAUUCUUCUGUCAACAAUUAACUGCUGAGUAACAACCUCACUAUAUCAAGCAUGUAAUGAUUAUUGGUUCAUAUAAUUAUUUUAAAGUUAAAUUUUCAAAUGCCAAAUACAAUUUUUUAUUUUCCUUAC
Messenger RNA from Homalodisca vitripennis (glassy-winged sharpshooter), 4264 nucleotides. RefSeq names its product coatomer subunit alpha (gene alphaCOP). Gene Ontology annotation, molecular function: structural molecule activity; protein binding. Gene Ontology annotation, cellular component: COPI vesicle coat. The record is from RefSeq and is a predicted model, not a curated record. Gene Ontology annotation, biological process: intra-Golgi vesicle-mediated transport; intracellular protein transport; retrograde vesicle-mediated transport, Golgi to endoplasmic reticulum. The coding region runs from base 219 to 3884 and encodes 1221 amino acids. The transcript has a single exon. Lineage: Eukaryota; Metazoa; Arthropoda; Insecta; Hemiptera; Cicadellidae.